Molecule: messenger RNA, 2191 nt
Organism: Zophobas morio
Lineage: Eukaryota; Metazoa; Arthropoda; Insecta; Coleoptera; Tenebrionidae
Gene: Tdc2
Product: tyrosine decarboxylase-like
Exons: 9
Coding region: 254-2146 (630 amino acids)
Biological process (GO): amino acid metabolic process
Cellular component (GO): cytoplasm
Molecular function (GO): pyridoxal phosphate binding; carboxy-lyase activity
Source: RefSeq, a predicted model, not a curated record
CUCCUGAUAGAGUUCCUGAUUAUUUUUAUCUACUAGAUAAUGUCAAAUGGAGUCUUUUCACCACCUGAUAAAAUUAUCUUCCAGAUAAAUAGCUCUUAUUCGGCAGAUACACUAUUCGGAACUUUAAGUUCCGGAUAGUCGCCGAUUCUUGCUGAUAUCUGACGGCGACAACCGAUGGCGCAGCGAACUUGCGCGAUUGUUUCAAAUUCACCUGCCCAUUUCUGCCAAAGACGGUGUUUACUUAUUAAACCAAAUGGACUGCGACCAAUUCAGACAAACGGGCAAAGACAUGAUCGACUACAUCUGCAACUAUAACGAAAACCUCCACACCCGCCGCGUGACCCCCAACAUCGAACCCGGCUACCUCCGCAAACUCCUCCCCGAAGAAGCCCCCCAGAACCCCGAAGACUGGACUUCCAUAAUGGCCGACGUGGAAGCCAAAAUCAUGCCAGGCGUGACCCACUGGCAGCAUCCCCGCUUCCACGCCUAUUUUCCAUCAGGCAACUCGUUCCCGUCGAUCCUCGGGGACAUGCUCUCAGGCGGAAUCGGCUGCAUUGGAUUCUCAUGGGCUUCCAGUCCGGCCCUCACAGAACUCGAAACCAUCGUUCUGGACUGGCUGGGCAAAGCUAUAGGUCUACCCGACCAGUUCCUGGCUUUUAAGGAAGGAAGUCGCGGCGGAGGAGUCAUCCAGACGUCUGCCAGUGAAUGCGUCUUGGUCUCUAUGUUGGCGGCGAGGGCUCAAGCUCUCAAGAGGCUGAAACAGCAGCAUCCGUUCGUGGAAGAGGGGUUGUUAUUGUCGAAGUUGAUGGCGUAUUGUUCAAGAGAGGCGCAUUCGUGCGUGGAGAAGGCGGCGAUGAUUUGUUUUGUGAAGUUGAGGAUUUUGGAACCGGAUGAGAAGUCGGCGUUGAGAGGAUCGACGCUUAUGAUGGCCAUGGAAGAGGACGAAACCAUGGGCCUCAUCCCCUUCUUCGUGUCCACCACCCUCGGCACCACCUCGUGCUGCUCCUUCGACAACCUCGCCGAGAUCGGGCCCAUCUGCCGCAAAUUCCCGUGCGUUUGGCUCCACGUCGACGGCGCCUACGCCGGCAACGCUUUCAUCUGCCCGGAGCUCAAGUACCUCCUCUCUGGGAUCGAGUACGCGGACUCCUUCAACACCAAUCCCAACAAAUGGUUGCUGACCAAUUUCGAUUGUUCCACGAUGUGGGUACGUGACCGGAUUCGGUUAACAUCCGCAUUGGUGGUGGAUCCGCUUUAUCUCCAGCACGGGUACUCCGACGCGACUAUCGAUUAUCGGCACUGGGGAGUCCCGCUGAGUCGCAGAUUCAGGUCUUUGAAAUUGUGGUUUGUAUUGAGGAGUUAUGGAAUUUCCGGGCUGCAGAACUACAUUAGGCACCAUAUUAAAUUGGCGAAGAUUUUUGAGUCGCUGGUGCUGCAGGAUAAGCGAUUUGAGAUUUGUAAUGAUGUUAAAUUGGGGCUGGUUUGUUUUAGAUUGAAAGGGUCGGAUAAGAUUAAUGAGAAGUUGUUGAGUGGGAUUAAUGCGUCGGGGAAACUUCACAUGGUUCCGGCGAAUGUUAAUGAUAAGUAUGUGAUACGGUUUUGUGUGGUGGCACAGAAUGCCACUGAGGCUGAUAUAGAUUAUGCGUGGAAGGUAAUUAGGGAAUUUUCUGAGGAACUUUUAGAGAGCCAAGCGGAAAAAGAACAGGAGUUGCAGGACGAGGUGUUUGAACUCCUCGAGCGAAAGAAGAAGGAGACUCUGGCCCACAAAAGAUCGUUCUUCGUGCGGAUGGUCAGUGAUCCGAAGAUCUACAACCCGUCGAUCGCCAAAGCCCUCCCGGCGACGAGGAGACACCUCACGGAGGCCGCGGAGUCUCCGGAUGGAAACGUCACCGUUCAGCCUCCUCUAAGCGCCUCGUGGAUUAGCUGGCCCCUGGCAUUUUUAUUCCAGGGCAUCGCCGAGGAUGGAUCCAGCAGCGACGUUCCGAUCCGAUUCCGUCAUCUCGAUACCAAGGUUCGGUUAAAGGCGGCUGGGAAAUCCGGCAACGGUGGUCAGUCGCCGUCCCCUGAGGGUGACAACAGCAAGUCGCCGAAACGUUCGCCGGUUUUGAACCGAAAAUUGCACUCUACCCACACCCACGAAAAUCGCUAAAUCAGUGUAAUGCUUUCCGUACAAUAAUUAUAAUAAAUUAGGCUU